Molecule: messenger RNA, 8971 nt
Organism: Coffea arabica (coffee)
Lineage: Eukaryota; Viridiplantae; Streptophyta; Magnoliopsida; Gentianales; Rubiaceae
Biological process (GO): heterochromatin formation
Molecular function (GO): ATP binding
Source: RefSeq, a predicted model, not a curated record
CUGGAACACCGUAAGAGUCCGAGGUAUGACGAGUUCAGCAGUUGUUUCAUUUGUGUGUUGCAUGGCCGUUCUUCUACCUUGGUAAGCACCGAAGUAAAUUCACGAACAUCGAGGUACUGCUAGAAACCAGGGUUUUUUUCGGGAGCCGUGGAUUCAAGAAUCUAGGGUUUUCUUUAAACCCAGAGCUGAAAGGAUGGCUAAUGAUUCUCGCUCUAGGCAGAGAAAUAAAGAUUUUGAGGGUGACAGUUCAGGUAAAAGUAUGGAUAGCGGGGAAGGAACUUUGAACUCUGGCACGUUAAAGGUUGAUGCUUCACGUUUAAGGCAGACAACUCAGGGUGCAUCAUCCUCAGGACAAAUGACAUCGAGCCCAUCAAGUACUAGGAAGUCUGAACGACUUGAAAAGCGGAUGCCAUCAACACCUCUUCCGGUUAUCAGGAAAUCUGAGAGACUGGAGAAACAGAGCGCCCCAAGUCCUUUAAGAAGGUCUGACAGGAGUAGAGCACUUGGUUCAUCAACUUCAUAUGGAUCAAAGAGCUUGGAGAAAGUGUCCAGUUCAGCGGACAGAAUGAGCAGGCGGGAAAAGAAACAGAAGAGCGUAAAGCAGUUGACGAUGGGAACUGAAAACGUCAACCAUGGUGAAAAAUGGAACCAAGAAUCUUUUGGUGUAAAGAGGAAGAGAAUGGAUGCUCGCAGUUACAAGGAUUUGUUCAAACGAAAACAAAUAUGUUCAGCAUCAGGUAGGGAGGACGAGUUGGAAAGACAUGACCUGUUGCCUCAAGUUGAUAGUGGUGGUAACAUGAGUUGUUUAAAACAAUUAGAGGACAAGAAUGAAGGACAUGAAUGCGGUAUGAGGGUCACAGAAGACUCGAGAGAAAAACCUUUGGAGAGAGCUGUCUCAGGAGCUGCAUUUGGUUUGAAAGAUUGUGAUGCCAAGAUCUCUGAGCCCAAUAUUAAUUCUACUACUGGAAAUUCUCAGAUUCCUGAGAUGGUGACGUUGACUUGUAUGGCGAGUCCACUUGGUUGUAAUACUAAGUUGGAAAGUGGUGCCCGAUGCAUGCAAUCAGAAGAAAAGGGGUCUACAAUUAAUGUAGCGCCUGAUGUCACAGGAAUCCUUGUUAGUAAAUCUGUCUCUGCUCUGGUUGCCGAGUCUGAUCCUGCAGCAUCCGGGGAGAAUGAUAUAUAUGGCUUUGUUGGGAACUGUGCUGUCUGCUGUAAGAGGCGAAGGUCAGAUUAUGAUUCACCAAAAGAGGAACUCUGUUCUUGCGGAGCUACUCUGAGCUGUACCUCAGGUGACAUCUCAAGAAAUAAGGAUAGUGGAAAUCUUGAAGCUGCCUUUAAUUCAGAAUCAGUUGGGAGACACAAUUGCAUUCCAAGAUCAAAGGAGACUCUUUCAGUCACCAAGACUGAUGUUCAAAAUGUGUGCGUGAUGUGCAAGAAGGGCGGAAAGCUCCUGUUCUGCGCUGGAGAAAGUUGUAGAAGAUGCUACCAUGUAUCUUGUCUGGAUCCUUCUUUAGUUGAUGAAACACCUGGAGUCUGGCACUGUGCAUUCUGUGUUAAGAAGAAGAUAGAAUUUGGUGUCCAUACAGUGUCAAAAGGAGUAGAGUCCAUUUGGGAUGUUAGAGAAGUUGUAGUUUCAGAUAUGAAAGGAAUACGUAGGCAGAAGCAGUAUCUUGUUAAGUAUCAAGGUCUUGCUCACUUUUACAAUCAUUGGGUAUCAGAAACAUUGAUGCUUCAUGAAUCUCCUUCUCUGGUUGAAAAGUUUAAUAGAGAGCAUCAGAUUGUUACAUGGAACCCAGAGUGGAGGUUGCCACAUCGUUUGCUUAGAAAGAGACGUUUAAUGUCCUUUAGUCAUCAGGAUGAGUAUCCAAGUUCAAAUAAUGAUGCUGUUCCCUAUUGCCAAUUUGAAUGGCUUGUCAAAUGGCGUGGGCUUGAUUAUGAGCAUGCUACAUGGGAAGUUGAUAGCAUGAAGUUCCUACAUUCACCUCAAGGGCAGAGACUUGUGAGAGAGUAUGAAAUUCGUCAUCAGAAGACAAGAAAAGUGUCUGACAAGAGUGCAAAGGGAGCUUUUACUGAACUGCAGAAACUUCCAGCAGGAGGAUCAUUUAGAGCUGAUGACAAUAUGUUAAACAAUGUGAACAAGCUGCGGGAGUUUUGGUAUAAGAACCAGAGUGUUGUUGUCUUUGAUGAACAGGAUCAAUUGGAGACUGUGAUCUUAUUCAUCAAAGCAUUGUCUGAACAUCAUCAGCCUUUUCUCAUUGUUACAACUUCCGCUGCUUUGUCCCAGUGGGAAGUUGAAUUUAUGCGAAUAGCACUGUCAGUUGAUGUCGUAGUUUACAGUGGAAAUAGGGAUACCAGGAGCAUCAUCAGGACACUGGAGUUCUAUGAUGAAAGUGGUGGUAUAUUGCUUCAAGUAUUGUUAUCUACUAUGGAAAUUGUUAGUGAGGAUUUACAAACUUUUAAAGAGAUUAAAUGGGAAGCAGUUAUAGUUGAUGAGUGCCAAUCAAGGAGUAUGAACACAAAUGUGGCACUUAUUAAGGUGCUUCAAACGAAUGUGAGGCUGCUUCUUUUUAGCAGUCAACUAAAGGAUGUUGUAGCUGAGUACCAGUAUGUGUUGUCAUUGCUUGAUUCUUCUGGAGAUCUGAAGUUGAACCUGAGUGAUAAUCUUGUUAAACUGAAGGAGAGCUUAUCACAUUUUACAGCAUAUGGAAGCAAAUUUGAGUCUUCUAAGUUUGUGGAGUACUGGGUCCCUGUUCCGAUAUCAAACUUGCAGCUGGAGCAGUACUGUUCCAUGCUACUUAAAAACACUAUUGCUCUUUGCUCUCCUUCAAAGAGGGAUGGUGUUGGGGCCCUCUUAGAUAUUCUGAAGACACUUCGGAAGUGUUGUAGUCAUCCCUAUACUGUGGACUUGUAUACUAAAACCUCAGUCAUUAAGGGACUCCAACCACCUGAGAUGUUGGAUGUUGGAAUAACGGCUAGUGGCAAACUACAUCUUCUCGAUCUGAUUCUUUCUAAGAUUAGAAGACGCAAGCUUAGAGUUCUCAUCCUUUUCCAGUCAAAUGGCAGUUCUGAGGGAACACCUAUUGGAAGCAUAUUGGAAGAUUUUCUGGCUCAAAGGUUUGGACAAAAUUCUUACGAGGGUUUUGGAGCAACUUUUGACAUAAUGACAAAAAGACAGGCUACUAUGGACAGGUUCAACAGUAAGGAAGGCGGAGAGUUCGUGUUUUUGUUAGACAUUCGGGCUUGUAUGCCAAGCAUCAAGUUGUCAGUGGACAUUGUUGUCUUGUUUGAUACUGACUGGAAUCCUGCAAAUGACAUGAAGGCUCUACAACGAAUUUCCAUCAUUUCACAGAGUGACCAGAUCAAAGUUUUUAGGCUCUAUUCAUCGUAUACUUUAGAAGAAAAAGUAUUGAUACUUGCAAAACACAACAAGAAUGUUGAAAGUAACUUGCGAAGCUCAAGUCGUGCUACUGAUGACACUCUUCUCAUGUGGGGUGCCUCAUACUUGUUUAGGAGGUUGGACAAUUAUCAUGCAGAAAAGAGCACUGCAUCUGCUGCCGAUGUUUCAUCUGGACAACAGCGGCUAUUGGAUGAUAUUGUUAAGGAUUUCAUGGCCAAACUUCUCGAUGUUUCUAAGAACAACAAUGAACAUGAUUCUAUAAUUUCAAAAGUUUUUCAUAGUGAGGGUGUUUACCAUUCAGAUUGUUUGUUGCUUGGGGAGAGAGAGGUUAAGUCAACUGAUGGAGAAGAACGCCAGAUAUAUUGGAAGAAGCUGUUGGAGGGACGGAAUCCUCGGUGGAAAUUGUUGCCUGGAUCAACUUUGAGAAGCAGGAAGAGAGUUCAUUAUGCUGAGAAUGAUGAACCUGCAAAGAAGCACCAGAAGGUGUUAGAUGGUUCUGAUUCUCCAUCUUUUCAACCUGAGGUUGAAGAGAGAAUUCAAGCUCCAGGAUCAAAGGCAGCUGCCAAUCAAUCUGAGUCUUUGCCAAUAUCAGUUUCUUGUACAUUGGGCAAUGCAAACAAAGCUAUUCCUCUUUCUGGUGAGAAUCCUUUCUCACAUGAGAGUGACAUGGCUCAUCUUGAAGAAAGAACACCAAAUGAACAGAAGAGCCUUCAUAUUCUUCUGAGAGCAGAGAUGGCUAAACUUUGUGAUGUUCUAAAGCUUUCGAAUGGUGUGAAUUCUAUGGUACAAAACUUUCUGGAAUAUGUCAUGGAGAAUCGUCAUGUUAACAAGGAACGAGCCUCUAUCCUACAGGCUUUUCAGAUGUCUCUGUGUUGGAUUGCAGCUUCAAUCAUGAAAGAAAAAAUUGAACGAAGGGAUUCUCUUAAUCUAGCGAAACAGAUAUUGAAUUUUCAAUGCACCAAAGAAGAGACAGACAUAGUUUAUGAUAAAUUACGGCCAUUGAAGAGCACAUUUUUGCAGCUUUUAAGAAACAAGAAUGGUUUAAUGCCUUCAAAGAGUGUUGUAUCAGCUUCAGAAGAUGUUACAGAACAGUCACUAAAGGCAGGGGAGCCACCAUCAGAGUUUUUUAAGCUGCAAAAUGUGAAAGUUGAAGUUGAAGAGAGCUCAUUUAAUCUGGAACCUUCCCAGUGGGGAACAAUAGAUCAGUUAACAGUACAUGAUGUGGUUAGAAAGAAGUUCAAAAAGUUUCAGAAGAAACGUAAAGACAUGUUAAAGCUUCAUCAAAAGCAAGAGGAGGAAAUUCAAAAGUUCCACAAAAUGCGAGAGCAGACGAGGGUACAAUUAGAGAAUGAACACCGGCUGGAGUCAGCUUUCAUACGCACAACAUACAAUCAAACUGCAAUGGAGAUGGAUAAGCUUAAGAUAGCAGACAGUGAAUUUGAGAAGAAAAUUCAAGAGCAUGAAUGUAUCAUGGAGAUGCAACUUAAACAGCUUGAGGCAAGGCAUGCAGCUGCAAUUGAAGAAGAGAGUAAAAGAGCUGCUGAUUGGUUAGCCCAGAUGAAGUCUGGCUUGAGCGAACAGAGAAAUGUCAAUGAGCAGCAUAUGCAUGGAUCUGAAUAUUGUGAAAUGGGGUCUUCUGAGGGUUCUGGACGUAUUACUUCGAUGUGUCCUGAGAAUGAGGUCCAUCAUUCUAGACCUGAUUUGGGAGAACAAAGUCCAGAUAGAAUAGUGCAUGUAAGUCGAGGUAGUAUUGUGAUAGUGUCUCACAUACCAGUGACUGCAGCAGAUGAUGCUACUGGCUAUAGUACACAAUCUAAAACAGUACCCAUUGCAGUGAAUUCAGUCUCAGAUGAGGCAUUAGAGAUUGUGGCAGCUGAAGCAUCAUCUGUUACCAGAGUUGACCAGUCCAAAGAAUCAAGUCGCACCUCUAACUUUACUCCUGAGGUUAACGCAAAGCAUGCAGGUUCUUGUAGUGUUCCUGAUGAAACAUCACCUGUUUUGCUGCAUCCAACUUCUGAAAAGGCAUCAGAGACUAUACCAGUUGGCACAUCAUCUUUUAUCAGAUUUGAUCAGCCCAAAACAGCAGAAUAUUUAUCUCAGACAUCCCAGGAGAUUACUCCUAAUUGUUCCUCUAAUGGAGCUGAGGAGAUCGUUUGCAUUAAUCUAGCUACUUAUAAUGGGCAAAAUACUCGUGAAAUUUCAUCAAGUGGUCAAGAUUAUGAGAUACCUUCAGGGCUGCCUAGGACAGCUGGAUCUGAAAUUGGGAAUGCCUGCACUUCAGAAAUGGGUGCUCUUCUCGAGUUUAAUACAGAAAAUGGUACAGGAAAUUCAAUAGGUUCUGAUGUCAGGGGGAACCAGGAAGGUCGGACUCAUAACUCCAUUUGCGGAACUGCUCUCUCUGGACAAAUGCAAUCAGUAGAUCUAAUUAUGGUGCAAACAUUUCCUCCUCCAGAAUCGCCUACACAAUGUAUUGAAGACUUGCCAAUUGCAGGAGAUCUGAACACAGCAGUGGGAUUGGUAAGCUCUACACCGCUUGAAGCUGGAUUAAACAUUCAGUUAGAUUGUGAUGCACAAUUAGCUGCAACUAGUGAGCCGUUGCAGCUGGCUUCCAGUUCUUCAUCUCCUGAACAAAGUCAACCUGCUGCUGAAGCCGUUCACCAAGUUCCAAUUGAAGGGAGUAAUCCUCUACAGAACUCUGAUGCUUCUCCCCAAUUCUUUGAGCGGUCGGCGAAUCUCUCUCAUGAAGCUGUUUUGCUGGCUGGGGAAAACUUGGUGCAGCUGGUUUCUGAAUGUUCACCUUCCAUCUGCAGUCAAUCUACUGCUGCUAAUGCUGUUGGCCAAGCUCAUACUGAGACUUCUGAGGCUUGUAUUGGAGAGAACUUGGUGCACCCAGCUUCUGAUUUUUCUUCACGUGUCUGCAGUCAACCUGCUACUGCAGAAGCUGUUCAGCAAAGUCAUGUUGAAGGGAGCAACUCUAGACAGACCUCUGACACUUCAACCCAAUUAGUUGAGGAAUCACUGGAGCUUUCUCACCAAGCUCUUUCUCAGGAUGGAGAAAACUUGGUGCAGCUGGCUUCCCACCAUUCAUCUCCUGUUCGUAGUCAACCAGCUUUUGCUGAAGCUGCUUACCAAAAUAAUGUCGAUGGGAGCAACUCUGUGCAGACCUCUGAGGCUUUGACAGUGGAUCGCUUGGUGCAGCUGGCUUCUAAUCUUUCAUCUCCUGUCUGCAGGCUGCCUCCUAUAGCUGAAGCUGUUCAUGAAGGUCAAAUCGAAGGGAGAAACUCACUGCAGGGCUCUAUCCAAUUGGUUGACACAUCUGCUGAGCUCUCACUUGAUAAUGUUCCCCAGAACUGUGAAAACUUGAUCCAUCCCGCUUCCAAUAGUUUUACUCCUCUGUAUAGUCAACCUACCAUGGCUGCAUCUGUUGAUCAAGGCCAUAUUGAGAGGGCCAACUCGCUGCGGAUCUCUGAGGCUUCCAAUCUUUCAUCUCCUGUCUGCAGGCAGCCUACUAUAACUGAAGCUGUUCACCAAGGUCAAAUUGCAGGGAGCAAUGCACUGCAGACCUCUGAGGCCUCUAUCCAAUUGGUUGACAGGUGUGCAGAGCAUUCACGUGAUGAUGUUCCCCAGAGCAGCGAGAACUUUGUCCAUUUUGUUUCCAAUUGUUCAUCUCCUCCUGUGUGUAGUCUUCCUUCUGCAGCUGAAUCUGUUGAUCAAGGCCAUAUUGAGACGGGCAACUCGUUACAGACCUCUGAGGCUUCUUCCCCUGUGGUUGAAGGGUCAGUGCUGCUUUCUCAGCUAGCUGUUUCUCUGAAUGGGGAAAACUUGGUGCCACCUCCUUCAACUGAAGGCAGAUCAGGCUUAAAUUUACAGACAAUCAAUGGAACUAAUCAUGACUGCAGUGCGGAGCUGUCUGUGGUGUCCCACAAUAGCGUGGUUCCAACUCAAGUGGUUGACAAUGCAGCUGAACUCAUUAACCAAGCUCUACAACAAUCCAGGCCUAACGUGGCCGUAGCUGAAGGAUCAGCUCACCUUUCAGUACGUCAACCGCACCAUGUAGCUUCUUCGAAUCUACCUCUACCUCUUCAGGUUGACCCACUUCAAAAUGAAUUGGAGAGGAUACGUAAAGAAGUGGAACAAACUACUACACUUCAUGAUAGCACGAAGCUGCGGUUUCAAUCUGAAUGUGAAAAGGAAAUAGAGGAAAUGAUUGCUCAAAUUCGUAGCAAAUAUGAAGCAAAACAUAGAGAUGCUGAGACAGCAUUUCUGUUGAAAAAGACUGAACUGGAUACAAACCAGAAGAAGGUUCUUAUGAACAAGAUAUUAGCUGAAGCUUUUCGCUCUAAAUGCUUGGAUCUUAAGCCUUCUGCGGUUUUAUCGAUGCCGCAAGGUGCUCCUGUCAGUUUCAUUCAGCGGGUGAAUCAGUUAUCCUUGCAGCCUACAGGGAGACAUCCCUUUGUUGCUACCUUGUCUCCUGCUGGCCUACCUUCUGUGAGUCAACAGACUGCAAUGCCACCUGUACAAUCUCUUCAUCGUUCUUCAGGACUUUUUCCAAGUGUUCCUGCAAGACCUCCCCAAAUCAGUGCCAUUACCCCUUCUACUGGUGGUGUUCGAGUUAGUGGAGAGAAACGUGCGCCAGCCCCACAUCUUCAACCUUUCAGACCACCUGGUUGCACGUCUGCCGCUGCUAGUAGCUCGUGCAUUCCCGGCAAUAUUCCCAAUCAACAGGUGCCAAUCAACUUGCCUGCAAGAUCUGUGUCACUUCCCCCUGUUCCAAAUCAACAACCACUGCCAUUGCCUUCACAAUUCUUGCUGCAACAAAACCCCUCACCCCCAACCCAACCAACAGCUGCACUGCAACCGAGCAGGAUCAGUCAAGCUGUUUCUAGUAGUAGGCCUUCUCAACCUGAAAGUGGAGUGCAGCCAGGUUGUUAUAACCCCAGUCAAUCUGCGGUGGAGUUGCUCAUGGAUAUUGAUAAUCAAGCUGGUGGCCACCUGCCUACUAUAUUGCAGCACUUAGCUGGCUCUGGUUUAAAUACGAGCAUGCUAGAUCCAUCAGUCACCAGAGCACCGGGUAAUGUGGACCGUAGCCUAAAACUUCCAGCUGUAGCUUCUGAUGUUGUUUGCUUGUCUGAUGAUGAAGACUGACCAAUGUAAAACGCAUGUAUUGUUGCCCACUGGCAAAUGCACAUCUUUUGCCAAGUAACCUGUCUAGUGUGUUUUCAGUGGGACGUUUGAUCAUGUCCCUCUAUAAAAUGGAAUGGAAGUUGGGGUACAUGUUCAGCUGACAGCUUUCCAUAAGAGCUCUCACUAAUCCUGUUAGUUUACAAAUGACAGUUGCAUAUGACUUGUUAACAGCUAAUAAACGAUUUGCCAACAGUAUGUUUUGAGAUCUAAAGGCAUGCGAAGGAAGCUUAUUCGUUAAUUCAGUCAUUUGGGAUGGAGCAACUCUAUAUUUUAAGGUCCCUGUAUAUAUUCCUCUGUUGUUUAAAUGGGUAGCGUUCAGUCCACCUUAAGAUUGACUUUUUCCAUGUAUCCUGAGGUAUACAUAUGUGUAGACGGAGUACAUUUUUUUUC